ACCAUGAGAUCAUCUGUGCCUUGAUCUACAGCCUGCCCUGCCAACUGAAGGGUCCUGCCUCCUUUCCUUCCAUGUUGCCUGUCGUACAUCCAGUUUCGUCCGGAGAGGGAAAGAGCGGUCGGUUUUAGUUGAUCCCCCGCCUUCCUGCUCUAAGUCUCCCUCAUGUAAAAUAUAUAAAAUCCACCUCGUCAGCGCACAAAUUCAUCCACAGACCAAACCGUUGACCUAACUUCAUCCUAAGCUUCUCUCGUUCUGAGCUGCAUUCGACUUACUUCCUCAUACAUCACUCACUACCUAUCAUCAUGUCGGCCCUACCUAUGGCAGGUCCGCCCAAGACCCCCUUGGCUCGUUACCGCAUUCUGUCCCCGACGGCUUCCGUUCGAGUGAGCCCCCUGUGUCUGGGCGCCAUGAACUUUGGCGACGCCUGGAAGGGAUACAUGGGAACUUGCGAUCAAAAGACUGUCGAAGAGAUUCUUGACUUCUUCCAUGAGCAGGGAGGCAACUUUAUCGACACCGCCAACAACUACCAAUUCGAAGAAUCCGAAGCUUGGAUUGGCCAAUGGAUGAAAAAGAGAGGUGUCCGUGACCAGAUGGUCAUUGCAACCAAGUACACCACAAACUUCCAAGCUGGCCCCAACGCGCCGAGCAUCAUGGCCAACUUCACCGGUAACGGAUCCAAGAGCUUGCACACGUCUGUAGAGGCUAGCUUGCGCAAGCUGCAAACCGACUACAUUGACCUGCUCUAUGUGCACUGGUGGGACUACUCUACUUCUAUUCCGGAGCUGAUGCAGUCCCUCAACAACCUCGUCGUCACCGGCAAGGUCCUGUUUCUCGGUAUCAGUGACACCCCCGCUUGGAUCGUCAGCAAGGCCAAUGAGUACGCGAGAAAUCAUGGACUACGUCAAUUCUCAGUCUACCAAGGUCGAUGGUCUGCAGCCUCAAGAGACUUUGAGCGAGAGAUCAUUCCAAUGACCAAGGCUGAAGGAAUGAGCUUGGCACCCUGGGGCGCGCUCGGCGGCGGCGCUUUCAAGACGGAAGAGCAACGCAAGUCCCAGGAGGGCCGCAAAGUUCAGGCUAACGAAGCGCAAAUCAAGAUCAGCCAGGUGCUGGAAAAGAUUGCCAACAGCAAAGGCACGAUCAUCACGAGUGUUGCUUUGGCUUAUGUCAUGCAAAAAACGCCUUACGUCUUCCCUAUCGUCGGCGGCCGCACUGUCGAUCAUCUGAAGCAGAACAUCGAGGCGUUGGCCCUCGAUCUCUCCGAUGAAGAAAUUCAGGAGAUCGAAGGAGCUGUCCCGUUCGAUAUGGGCUUCCCCCACAACUUCUUGUGGGGAGAGAAGGUCCCGUCGAACCCUGGCGAGGUCUGGUUGCUGAACAUGGGAGGAAACUUCGAUUAUGUUCCAGAGCCUAAGGCCAUCGCACCCAAGGAAGGCGGAAAGUAGUACUAUCGAUACAAUCUUAUACACGUUUCUGGUCAGGUACCGGUCCGGUUUGUGAUGUUGAAUGUAGUUAUGAAUCACAGACAGAUGGCGUCUGGGGAUGUCGUCAGUCUGUUGACUAUUCAAGGCUCUGC
Colletotrichum phormii is the source of this 1570-nucleotide messenger RNA. Its product is annotated as aldo/keto reductase. The coding region runs from base 303 to 1439 and encodes 378 amino acids. Gene Ontology annotation, molecular function: oxidoreductase activity. NCBI's taxonomy places the organism in Eukaryota, Fungi, Ascomycota, Sordariomycetes, Glomerellales, Glomerellaceae. The record is from RefSeq and is a predicted model, not a curated record. The transcript has 8 exons.